Messenger RNA from Yarrowia lipolytica CLIB122, 1140 nucleotides. RefSeq lists its product as uncharacterized. The record is from RefSeq and is a predicted model, not a curated record. Gene Ontology annotation, biological process: transmembrane transport. Lineage: Eukaryota; Fungi; Ascomycota; Dipodascomycetes; Dipodascales. Gene Ontology annotation, cellular component: endoplasmic reticulum; membrane.
AUGAGCACUUGGGAAUCAUUCCGGGCCACAGGUCUGGCGUCGGUGGAGUCCUCCGUCUCGGUCAUUGCCAUUCUGGGCUUUGGAUACUACUGUCGAACGAAAAACAUUGUGACCGACUCCGGCGAGGCCUUUGUCUCUAAGCUCAGCACACACAUUUUCCUGCCCUGUCUUCUAAUCACCGAAAUGGGCCCUCACAUGACCAUUGAGAGUAUCACUCAAUACUGGCCUCUACUUCUGGCCCCCAUGCUGGUGUUAAUGCUCACCUACUUCAUUGGAAACAAUAUUGGACACAAGCUCCUUGGUUUCCCCAAGUACAUUACUGCUGGAGUCAUGUUCAACAACACCACUUCUCUGCCUCUGCUCAUGCUGAAGGCCCUUGGAACUACAGGCGCCCUUGAUGUUCUCAUCCCCGAGGGAGGGAAGCUGGAGGACGUUGUAAAGAAGGCAAGUGCCUAUGUUUUGCUUGUUUCUAUCGUUCAUACGAUUGCUCGAUUUUCUCUGGGCCCUAUCAUCAUGGGCCAGAAGGAGGAGAAGUUUGAGGGAGAGACCACUCCUCUGCUUGGAGGAACAGCCGGCCGUCUCGAGCAGAAUGUUGAGACCUUCUACGAGCGACACAUUUCCAAGUACAUCAACGCCGCUGUCAUUGGAGGUCUGAUCGCCAUCUUCAUCGGAAUCAUUCCUCCUCUCAAGUGGUUUAUCUUCGACUUCACCCCCAUGAAAGCUUCUCUGACUCAGGCCGUGACAGAUCUCGGAGAGCUUUACCCUGCCCUCCAGCUGUUUGUGCUCGGUGCCAAGCUCACCGCUAAGCCGAGUGUGCCCGUCAAGCCCUCCUACAUGGUUUUCAUCUUCUGUACUCGAUUCAUUCUUGUGCCCAUUAUCGCCAUCUCAUCCGUCUUCUACCUCCGACAGGCCAACGAGAAUGUGUGGACCAGAGACCCCAUUCUGGACUUCAUUCUGAUGAUGACACCAGCUGGCCCUCCUGCCAUCACUCUGGCCGCUGUUGCUGAGCUUGGUGGAGUUGGAGAGGAUGAGCUGGCCUCAAUUGCACAAAUGCUGCUGUGGUCUUACGCCAUCACUCCAUUCAUUGCCCCUACGGUCGCUGUUGCCAUCCAAGUCGUCAAGGGCGAGUAUGGCCUUUAA